Molecule: messenger RNA, 4845 nt
Organism: Trichogramma pretiosum
Lineage: Eukaryota; Metazoa; Arthropoda; Insecta; Hymenoptera; Trichogrammatidae
Exons: 11
Coding region: 286-4335 (1349 amino acids)
Source: RefSeq, a predicted model, not a curated record
AUGCGCCGGUGAAUCUCGCGUAGAAGUUUUUGAAUGUUUCGCAAGGUUUUAACGGUUUUCGCGUGGAAUUAUCUAAGUUGAAUUCCUUAAAAAGUGCGGGUUUGGUGAAAGUGAUCGGAUCGGAUCAAUGAUUUUUUGGAAUAAUGAAGUGAACGUCCUUGAGCGAGACUUUUCAUCGCCAAGCUCGCCGGUGUUUUCAUGACAUUUAAAAAGGCGCAAGUUUGAACAAGUCUGACACAAUUAUCGAGGCGCCGCUGCUCUGCAGCAGUGGUUUUCUGCCGCAAAAUGACGGCAUUUUACGAGGAAUGUAAAAAAUGGAUCUCCAUGGCUCAAUCGAUGGAGUUGGAUAAUUUAGAAAAAUGUUUAAAGUCUCUGAACAAAUCAAAAGGCUCUGAUCAGAAUAAAAAUCUGUUUAAACUUCUCUUGCACAUGUCUCAUUGUGCAGAUCGCUGUCGCAAAGAAAAAUUAUCAAAUCAAGUGCAGUUAUAUAAAAUUACUAAAACCAUCUGUGAUAGUCUGACAGAAGUUCCAGACAAAAAUAAAUUAUUUAGUGCAGUAUUCUACAUUGUGAUCUAUCUACUGGAAAAAGAGUGCUAUAAAGAAGCCCAGGUCAUUACAAAUUAUGUUUUACCUGGAAAUUUAUUGAAAGACAAUGAUUUAUUGGAUGGCUCAAAAUAUCAACAACUAUCUGUUUUGUGGUUGAAUUCACUGGGAAAAAAAUUUGAAAAUAAAUGGAAAGAAAUCAAAACUAAAGAAGAGGUAUUAGUAGACACAAAUCUAUGUGAAUUGAUUCAAUUUCAUUUGUCUACUCUAGAUUAUUGCGAUGAUAAGGAUGGAUUCUUUCUAAAGACAUUGGAUGCUUAUUUUAAAAAAUUUUCUGACGUACCACUAAAAGAAAGUUUUCCUUAUGUGUUUAUAGUUAUUCAAAAGGCAGCACAUUUAAUCACUAAUUUAAAAGAAUAUGCACCAGCAGAUGCUUAUAGCAUGUUCAUUCCAUUAAUUGGUUCAUAUUUUUUCAAAAAAAGUGAAAAUUUAAAUUCUGUUCUUGAUUAUUACAGAAAAUGUGAUAUUUACUUUGUUGAUUGCUUAAAAAAAUCUGCUCCAGCAUAUAAUUGUUACAAAUUUUUCAGAGAGUAUACAAUCAACUUGUUUGAGACUAAUUUCAUGUCUGUAGAAAUCGGAGCUAGAUUUGAUAAAGCCUGUAACACAUUAGAUAUUAUUACAGAAAAGUAUGGUUCUAAUAAUCAUUGUCUCAUAGAAACUAUGGCUGCAAUAUCUAGUAGUUUUGAUACUAUCUUUAAUAAAUGGGAAAACGUUGUAAUGAAAAAGUUUGUUAACACUAAACUAACAAAUGAAAAUAUUGUUACAAUGGGAAAAUUUGUGAAAAAAUUUGUUGCUAUUUAUAAAAAUCGACGAUUUAACAAAAACUAUAUUUGCAAAAAAUGCCCAAAUAAUACAAAGUGUCAUAUCGAAACAGAAAUAUUUAAUGCUGCUUCUUUUGCUUCAUCAUAUGUUAAAGUUCUCACAAAAUAUACAUUAGAAAACAUGAAUGAUGAAAUAUUUUCUUGCUGCUCAAGUAUUUUAGAAGAAUUAUUAGCAAUUUUCAAUAAACUAGAUGAAUCCAAUUGUCGUUAUGUUAGUCCAAUGUGGGCCAUAUGUGGUAGAACUAUUUUUAAUUUUGGAUUAAUAAGCGAGGGCAAAUACUCAGCUCAAUUAAUACAUUUAUAUGAACUAUUAUGCAAAGAAGUUAUCAAGAGAGAUGGUCUAAACAGUCAAGUCAGUAGUUUUGGACUAGAAAAUCCAGUUGCAACUGCUUUGCAUCGCCUGUGUAAUGCAAACUUUAAUCAAGAAAAAUUCGAAAAUGCUCUAGUUUAUACAGCUUAUAAUGCACUUUUGAGUAUAAAUGAAACAAGAAAAAGAAAAGCCUGUGAUAUGUGGGCCUCUCUUAAACUCAAACUCAUUGAAAAUGAAAAGAUUCAAAAACUCACUUUAUUAGAAUGUUUGAGGAAAGACACUGAAGUUGCAACUAAAUUGGGAAUCAAGUUAGAUUUAUCAACAUAUGAUCUAAAAGACUUAUGUUUGCGAGAACUCAAGUCUUUACUAACUUUAAAAAGCAAUGUAACAGUUGCUAUGAAAGAGACUAUAGCUGAACUAGAAAUUAUAAAUCAUCCUAUUGGCUAUGCACAAGGUGUAUUAUUGCUAUGCUUUCAUUCAAUGCAACUGAUUAGCAGAGAUUAUAUUUUAGAUUACAUUAACAAAGCCUUAGAAAAAUUGAAAAAGUUAAAAACUCCUGUGGCUCAGUGCAUGGUAGCAAAUUUGAAAUUCUUUGUUAUUAUAGAAGAAUUUAAAGCCAGGACAAAAGCUAUAUGUGAACAAAUGGAUGACGCAAGUUUCACGGUCAAAUCAUUCAAGAUUAUUCAAGGUAUAAAAAAUGAUGAUUUGGAAAAACAAGAAGAAAUUGUACCUACUUAUGGUGGAAUCACUAUAGAAGAAGAUAACAAAUAUUCUCAAAGAAUGCGUAAUUGUCUAGAUUUAUGGGAAAUGUGCAUACAAAAGCAUUCAGCUACUAUCAUAGAAGACUGGGAACCUAAAUUUACUCUUGAAACAAUUCUAAUUUGUGGAGAAUAUUGUAGAUUAUAUAAAUUUAGUAUUGUUGAAGCUAGUGUUUGGAGAAUCGCUCAUAAAUUAGCAACAGAUCUUAAUGAUUCUGUUGCUUGUAUAUAUGUUACAAGCAGAAGUGUAUCCAUUAGAUCAAUUAAUGAGAACUGGAUUAAGGAUGCUGAAAACCGUGUCGAAACUAUAAAAAAUUCCUCAAAAGCAAUUGAGACAGAUGCAGUCAUUUUAUUUUUGUUGAGCUUGGCAGACUUUUACUUUGAUUGCAACAUGAUCGAAAAAGGAAAAGAAUUAUUAGACCGCGCAGAAAAAAUGAACUUUUACGACAUGCUUGCUAACGCUAAAUUGUUCAUUUACGCGACAGAAAUAAAAUUUCGAAAUUAUUAUCUAAUAAAUACAGAUCCUAGUCAAGAAGAUUACUGCAAAUUUUUGGUUGAAAUUCAUUAUUCUAUGAUCAAUCUUCACGAUAUUCUGCAAGAACCCUGUCGAUUUUGGAAUAUCAAAUACUUCCUUAUGGGUAUGGACCAGUUACUAGAAACGAUGUGCACCAUUGUCAUUCCAAUGAAUAGUCUUCUUUCGUUCCGAGAAAUAAUCGCUCAUCUCACUUAUGGUCUGGCAUUCGCUCAAAAGCACGGCAUCACGCUCAGGAUUGCUCAACUUCUCAAGUAUCAUAUCAACAUCGAUUUGUUACGUCUUCAAAUUGAACAGUGCGAAACGAGACUUCAAGAUCUUGAACACAUUUUGUGCUUGGAAAAUUUUCAAAAAUCGAUGAAGACACGAUUACCCGAUGAAAUAAGUUCAGAGAAUUUUCAUCCAGGUGUGCGUGAUGCUGGAAUCACAAUGUCCCGAAACAAUGCCUCGCCUGAACUGAAGAAAAAGCUAUUUGAUCUGCCGAGUUUUAUCGAUCAUUCCUCGCGGUGCGAAUGUGCGGAAUGCACUAAUUUAUUGUACCAAUAUUUGGUAUUCACUUGUGCACAUCAACGCGCUCAGCUCUACAGUAUCAUGAAUUAUCCUCGGGAAGCUGAGCAACAUUUUCAUUCGGCUUCCGUCAUCAAAGCUCACUUGGAUGAUCGUGAUACCGACAAAGUAAGGCAGCACAAAAUGUUCAAAUGGAAGCGAAAGCAAGAAUUCGUCAUCGACCGAAUGUUAUGCAUGCUCGAUUUGAGUAUGUUUAUCAUUGACUUUAAAAGCGAUCGGAAGGAUGAUGCAUUGAUGCUGAUCGAAGAAGUCUUGGAAAUUGCGAAAGAGAGCGACCUAACAAAACAUUGCGUUACCGUUUAUGCGAUGGAGUUAUAUUUCCAACACCAUGUGUACGAGCUUUUCGAAGACAAAACGAGUAUAUCCGUUCCCCAUGACAUACCGAUCACCAUUACGAAUAAACCAACUGAUGGUUGUACUACUCCAAAACAAGCUGAAAAGCCUGUAAGCAGAAAUCGUCGCGGUAAACCGAAGUCACCGACGCCUGUGCCCGUGCCAGUGAUUAUCAUUCAAGAUGACUCGCCAGUAGACAAUAAAACUAAGGAUAAAACAACAAAAACUGAGAACGCCGAAGCGGAAAAGAAAUCUGCUGUUCCGCGAGUUAAUGCUCGUAAGGUCCGUCGUAAGAUAUUGGUUGACGAGGUGGAUGAAACGACGAGUUCGGACGAGCAAACGAUAACGGUCAGAAGAAGCGGUCGGCUAAUGAAAAAGAGUUUGGAUGGCCCCCAAAAGGCAAGUCAAUGAGAGUAACUUGAGUGUAAUAGAUAUCGUCGAGAUAAGAAUGACGAUGAAAUUCGUUAAGACUUACGUCUUAGAAAUUAAUUUCUUUCCGAUAUCUUUGCUGAGUAACAGCGAACUCAUGCUUCCCAUCAAUUUCAGUCUUAUUACUAUCAUUUAAGAGAAAAAACGAAAGUUUUAAAAAUUGUUAUUGUUAUUGUUUUAAUAUGUCGAUAAUGAACUUGAGCUAAUUUUAAUCUUAGAACCAAAUAUUUAUUUUCUUAGCUGCUCUUUAUCUAUUAGAUCAAAUUCAACUAAGAUUAUCUAUAUUAUUUUUAUAAGAUGCCUUUAAAUAUUAAAUUGCAUCUAAUUGUAAAUAAAUCGUAGUUUAUAUAUUUUAUUACAGUCUCGAAAUGGGAGAUAAUAAUUUUUUACGAAUCGGUAAUUACCAUGACGAAUAGUCUCAAUUGAAUCAUGAAAAUAAAAUAACGAAGGAUGUUUCUAUUGAGAAAAAAAUAAAUAUAUAUAUUGAAUCUA